AUGAAGAAGUUUAAUUUCCGAAAAGUUUUGGAUGGCUUAACUGCCUCCUCCCCUGGCAGUGGUAGCAGCAGUGGCAGUAACAGCGGUGGUGGGGCUGGAAGUGGUUCCCUGCAUCCAGGAGGGACUGCAGGGAUUCCUAGAGAAGAGAUUCAGGAAACCCUGACUUCAGAGUAUUUCCAGAUUUGCAAGACAGUUCGGCAUGGUUUUCCUUAUCAGCCCACAACAUUAGCCUUUGAUCCAGUUCAGAAAAUCUUGGCUAUUGGAACGAGAACAGGUGCUAUACGAAUACUCGGGAGACCUGGUGUUGAUUGUUAUUGCCAACAUGAAAGUGGUGCAGCUGUCCUGCAGCUCCAGUUCUUGGUCAAUGAGGGUGCUUUGGUCAGUGCUAGUUCAGAUGAUACACUUCAUUUGUGGAACCUUAGACAAAAAAGGCCAGCUAUUCUUCAUUCUCUUAAAUUUAACCGAGAACGAAUUACUUACUGUCAUCUACCUUUCCAGAGUAAAUGGCUCUAUGUUGGAACAGAAAGAGGAAAUACACAUAUUGUAAAUAUUGAAUCUUUCAUUCUUUCUGGAUAUGUUAUCAUGUGGAACAAGGCAAUUGAACUAUCCACCAAGACUCAUCCAGGUCCAGUUGUACAUUUAAGUGAUAGCCCAAGAGAUGAAGGGAAACUGCUAAUAGGUUAUGAAAAUGGUACUGUAGUAUUCUGGGACUUGAAAUCUAAAAGAGCAGAACUGAGACUUUAUUAUGAUGAGGCUAUUCAUUCAAUUGAUUGGCAUCAUGAAGGCAAACAAUUCAUGUGCAGCCAUUCAGAUGGUAGCUUGACUUUGUGGAACCUGAAAAGCCCAAGUCGCCCUUUCCAGACCACUAUUCCACAUGGAAAAAGUCAAAGAGAAGGAAGAAAAUCAGAAUCUUGUAAACCAAUUCUUAAAGUAGAAUACAAGACCUGUAGAAACAGUGAACCAUUCAUAAUAUUCUCUGGUGGGCUGUCCUAUGACAAAGCUUGCAGAAGACCAAGUUUAACCAUCAUGCAUGGAAAAGCAAUUACAGUACUUGAAAUGGAUCAUCCUAUUGUUGAAUUUCUAACUUUAUGCGAAACCCCCUAUCCAAAUGAAUUUCAAGAACCCUAUGCUGUUGUAGUACUUCUGGAGAAAGAUCUCAUUGUAGUUGAUCUGACACAAAGCAAUUUUCCAAUAUUUGAAAAUCCAUAUCCCAUGGACAUUCAUGAAUCUCCAGUUACAUGCACUGCAUACUUUGCUGAUUGCCCUCCUGAUUUGAUUCUAGUACUCUAUUCUAUAGGAGUCAAGCAUAAAAAGCAAGGAUACAGUAAUAAGGAGUGGCCAAUCAGUGGAGGAGCUUGGAACCUUGGAGCACAAACAUAUCCAGAAAUUAUUAUUACUGGUCAUGCAGAUGGAUCAGUAAAAUUUUGGGAUGCUUCUGCAAUAACUCUGCAGAUGCUGUACAAGCUAAAAACUUCAAAAGUAUUUGAAAAACAGAAGACAGGAGAAGGAAAACAAACAUGUGAAAUUGUAGAGGAAGAUCCAUUUGCCAUUCAGAUGAUUUACUGGUGUCCAGAGAGCAGAAUAUUUUGUGUAUCAGGAGUCUCUGCAUAUGUAAUAAUUUAUAAAUUCAGCAGACAUGAAAUUACCACAGAAAUAGUGUCAUUGGACGUACGACUUCAGUAUGAUGUUGAAGAUAUUAUUACCCCUGAACCAGAAACAAGCCCUCCGUUUCCAGAUCUUUCAUCCCAGCUUCCUUCAAGGAGUCUUUCCGGGAGCACUAACACUGUGGCUAGUGAAGGAGUAACAAAGGACAGUAUCCCAUGCCUCAACAUUAAGACACGACCAGUGCGGAUGCCUCCUGGGUAUCAAGCAGAACUUGUUAUUCAGUUGGUAUGGGUAGAUGGUGAACCUCCCCAGCAGAUUACUAGUCUUGCUGUAAGCUCAGCAUAUGGAAUAGUUGCAUUUGGGAACUGCAAUGGGUUGGCUGUGGUGGAUUUUAUACAGAAGACAGUACUGUUAAGCAUGGGGACCAUUGACCUAUAUAGAUCAAGUGACCUAUACCAGCGACAACCACGGUCUCCUCGAAAAAACAAGCAGUUUAUUACAGACAACUUUUGCAUGCGUGGGCUGUCUAACUUUUAUCCUGAUUUAACGAAACGGAUCCGUACUUCCUAUCAGAGUUUAACUGAGCUGAAUGACAAUCCAGUUCCCCCAGAACUUGAGCGCUGCAAAUCUCCCACUUCAGACCAUGUAAAUGGACACUGCACAAGUCCAACUUCUCAGAGUUGCAGUUCUGGGAAACGUCUUUCUAGUGCUGAUGUGUCGAAAGUAAAUCGCUGGGGUCCUGGAAGACCUCCAUUUCGAAAGGCACAGUCAGCCGCUUGCAUGGAGAUUUCUUUACCGGUUACAACAGAAGAAAACCGAGAAAAUUCCUAUAAUCGUUCUAGAAGCUCUAGCAUCUCCAGUAUUGACAAAGAUUCUAAAGAAGCAAUUACAGCACUAUACUUCAUGGAAUCCUUUGCACGGAAAAAUGACUCUACCAUCUCCCCUUGUCUGUUUGUUGGAACUAGUCUGGGAAUGGUGUUAAUCAUCUCCUUAAACCUACCACUGGCAGAUGAACAAAGAUUUACAGAGCCAGUCAUGGUAUUGCCAAGUGGUACAUUCCUCUCACUGAAAGGAGCUGUACUAACGUUCUCCUGUAUGGACCGAACUGGCGGAUUAAUACAACCGCCAUAUGAAGUUUGGAGGGAUCCAAACAACAUAGAUGAAAAUGAAAAAUAUUGGAGAAGGAAACUGGUCAUGAACUCCUCCUCUGCAUCCCAAGAAAUAGGAGAUCAUCAGUAUACAAUAAUCUGCUCAGAAAAACAAGCCAAAGUCUUCUCGCUGCCUUCUCAGACUUGCCUUUAUGUUCAUAACAUCACCGAGACAUCUUUUAUACUGCAAGCAGAUGUGGUGGUCAUGUGUAACAGUGCCUGCCUGGCAUGCUUUUGUGCUAAUGGGCACAUCAUGAUAAUGAGCCUACCUAGUCUUCGCCCAAUGUUGGAUGUUAAUUAUUUGCCACUGACAGACAUGAGGAUAGCACGGACAUUUUGUUUUACCAAUGAAGGACAGGCAUUAUACCUUGUCUCUCCUACUGAAAUUCAGCGAUUAACAUACAGCCAAGAAAUGUGUGAUAAUCUACAGGACAUGCUGGGAGAUUUGUUUACUCCCAUAGAGACUCCAGAAGCUCAAAAUAGAGGUUUUCUCAAGGGACUAUUUGGUGGAAGUGGACAAACAUUUGACAGAGAAGAGCUCUUUGGGGAAGCUUCGGCAGGAAAAGCAUCCCGAAGCCUUGCACAGCACAUUCCUGGACCAGGUGGUAUAGAAGGAAUGAAAGGUGCUGCUGGAGGGGUGAUGGGAGAGCUGACCCGUGCACGGAUCGCACUUGACGAGAGAGGACAGAGGCUAGGAGAGCUGGAAGAGAAAACUGCAGGCAUGAUGACCAGUGCGGAAGCAUUUUCCAAACAUGCACAUGAGUUAAUGCUGAAAUACAAGGAUAAGAAAUGGUACCAAUUCUAAACUGUUAAGGAAGCUGUGACUGCUUUGAGAAACCAUUAUUCAGGGAAACCAAAUUUAUUCCCAGCAUCACUAUUCAACUGCUAGAAGCCAGUUUCUUCUACAAAAUGUUUCAUUAUAGUCCAUCUGAAGUUAUCAUAAAGGAGACUUACCAGAGAUGCUGUACAACCGAAAGGCUGGAACCCUGGUUAAAAUCCCAAGAUAUGGCUGAUUUUGCCUUUUCCCAUGUGGAAUGGAGCUGUCAUCUUGGCAUGUCAUUUGCUAAGGAUUUACAUUUAGGAACUAUGGGGAGUCCUUUUGAUUUGAAAAUUCCUGUACAAACAAAGGCAUUAAUGCACUUAAUGAAAAAAAAAUCUUUGCAUGAUAAAUUAACAUCUUAAGAGGAAAAGGAAAAAAAGCAUGUCAUGACAGAAGAAAAAAAGUUUUAUGGUAUUUUAUUUUUAUAAAUUGGGCCACACCCAACAAUUUAAAAAACCUGCAUUAGAAGAUAUCAGUGUACCCAACUAAAAAAGGAAAACAAAAUAGAACAAAAACCCAUAGUUUUCUUCUCAUCUGUAACUUUUAUUAUACUAGGACAUUAUUGAAUUCUUAUGGCAAGAGUCUGAUUAACAUUCUUCUCUCUCCAUGAUAUUAUACAUCAUUUACAGUUCUCAGUCAUAAUCAAGUAUUGCCAGUAUAGUAAGUUAUUCCCAACACAAUUAUCUUCAUUUCUAUUUCCUUCGGAAAGGAUUGCUAUUUUUAGUCACACACCAUGCAGGAUUGGAUCACCUUGAAGUACUUUUUUCAGCCUGGCUUGUACUCUGAAGGGGAGUUGACCAUAGGUUUGGGGAAACUAUACUACAGGAACAAUGCAGUUAGCUUUGAGAACUGACUUCAUAAAAAGUGAUAUGACAUACACUCUAAUUUCGGUUUCUAAAGUAAUAUAUUUUUAAAGCUCCAUUUGUAUCCUUGUCUGCCAAUUACACAGUAUAUUACUGUUCAAACCCAGUGGGGUCUACAAUCCAAAGGUGCUCUUGCAGCCUGACUUUCAUAGACCAAACUGGUCAUUCUCUUUAGUAAGAUUCAGUAAAACCUCAGUUAAUGUUUUAGGAAAGAGAUUCUGAUUUAUUACAUUUCUGAUUAACAAGGGCUUUCAUUAGAAAAUACUUUUUGGUUCAAUACUUAUUUCUGGAAAUCUUUAUAAAAUGUAGUAGCAUUUUUGCUAUUUUGGCCUCAGCUAUCAUAAUGGACAAAAGAAAUAAUACAUGUUUAAUGAUACAAAAUCAAUAAUUUUGUCACUAAUUACAUCAAGUAAUAUAAGCCACAGGAUUAUGUCAAUAGAUGCCAUAUACCUAUUCCUUAUUAAAAAACUCUUUUAAUAAUGAAAUAAAUAAUAUCCUUAACAUGAUAAAAGGUAUCUGUCAUAACUCAACAGAGAAGCACUAAAGGCAAAACAAAAUAAAGACAGUUGCUAUCAUCAUUUAACAUGGUUCUGGAAGUCAGAAGUCAUAGGAACAUAUAUAUGCAUAUUCCAUGACACAUACUGUAAUAUGUUGUUCCUUCAAAAAUAAUCUGUUUUAAAGUAAUAUGGAUUUGGCUUAUUGAAUUUUGAUUAAGCCAGAUCUUACUGGAUUUCCAUUUGUGUUUCUUAAGAAUUCACCAUUGUCCUGGAGUCCAUGUUAUAUUAAUAGCUAAAAUUAGUAUUUUUGUUUUUUUAGGAUUUUUUGUUUGAAUUAGCACUUCCUUUACAAUGUUCUCAGUAAUUUUGAGAAGAGCAAAGAUGAUUGAAAGAAUCAGAAAAUAAAUACUAGGGUAGCAUUUCUCAGAAUCCUUGAAUUCUCCUGAUUUCUUUUUUAUAUUUAAAUAAAAAUAAGAUUCUCCAUGAAUGUCCCAGACUCCUAUGAACAGCCUUAGACCUGACAGAACCUGGCUUGAAAAUACAGACAUGACACAUAAAAUUAUAUAGUAAAAAUAUUACAGAAACUUGAGACCAAGAUCUGGAAAAUAUUGACAGCCGAAUUGCA
Molecule: messenger RNA, 5558 nt
Organism: Cynocephalus volans (Philippine flying lemur)
Lineage: Eukaryota; Metazoa; Chordata; Mammalia; Dermoptera; Cynocephalidae
Gene: STXBP5L
Product: syntaxin binding protein 5L
Exons: 27
Coding region: 1-3558 (1185 amino acids)
Biological process (GO): regulation of exocytosis; regulation of protein secretion
Cellular component (GO): cytoplasm; plasma membrane; SNARE complex
Molecular function (GO): syntaxin binding; GTPase activator activity; myosin II binding
Source: RefSeq, a predicted model, not a curated record